Myotis lucifugus (little brown bat) is the source of this 4928-nucleotide messenger RNA. It is a transcript of the gene ILF3, whose product is annotated as interleukin enhancer binding factor 3. The coding region runs from base 255 to 2939 and encodes 894 amino acids. Gene Ontology annotation, molecular function: double-stranded RNA binding; single-stranded RNA binding. The record is from RefSeq and is a predicted model, not a curated record. Gene Ontology annotation, cellular component: precatalytic spliceosome. The transcript is spliced from 21 exons. NCBI's taxonomy places the organism in Eukaryota, Metazoa, Chordata, Mammalia, Chiroptera, Vespertilionidae.
CGCGCGCCCGCCCGCUCGCCCCCGGCUCCUCCUCCUCUUCUCGCCAUUGCAGUUGGACUCAGCAGCCCGGUGCGCACCGCGUGGCUUUUGCGGGGGAGAUCCCGGCGGGUUGCGGCAGGCGGUCGGCGGCGGUUGCGGUCGGGGAAGGGACGCUGACAAGAUAGCUGAAGUAUUGAUAACACCAAGGAAAUCUGUCACAAUUUGAAAAUAUAAGCAAAAUUUGAUUUCCAGACACUACAGAAAAAGAAGUAAAAAUGCGUCCAUUGCGAAUUUUUGUGAAUGAUGAUCGCCACGUGAUGGCAAAGCAUUCUUCUGUUUAUCCAACCCAAGAGGAACUGGAGGCAGUCCAGAACAUGGUGUCCCACACAGAGCGGGCGCUCAAAGCUGUGUCUGAUUGGAUUGAUGAGCAGGAGAAAGGCAGCAGUGAACAUGCCGAGUCUGAGAACUUGGACGCGCCCCCAGAGGAUGAGAGCAAAGAAGGGGCCGGGGAGCAAAAGACGGAGCAUAUGACCAGAACCCUGCGGGGUGUAAUGCGUGUUGGCCUUGUGGCAAAGGGCCUCCUGCUCAAGGGGGACUUGGACCUGGAGCUGGUGCUGCUAUGCAAGGAGAAACCCACAACUGCCCUCCUGGACAAGGUGGCUGACAACCUGGCCAUCCAGCUCACUGCUGUUACAGAAGAUAAGUACGAAAUACUCCAAUCUGUCGAUGAUGCUGCGAUAGUGAUAAAAAAUACAAAAGAGCCUCCAUUGUCCCUGACUAUCCACCUGACAUCCCCCGUUGUCAGAGAAGAAAUGGAGAAAGUAUUAGCUGGAGAAACGCUAUCAGUCAACGACCCCCCGGACGUCCUGGACAGGCAGAAAUGCCUUGCUGCCUUGGCGUCCCUCCGACACGCCAAGUGGUUCCAGGCCAGAGCCAAUGGGCUGAAGUCUUGUGUUAUUGUCAUCCGGGUCCUGAGGGACCUGUGCACCCGAGUGCCCACCUGGGGUCCUCUAAGAGGAUGGCCCCUUGAGCUUCUCUGUGAAAAGUCCAUCGGCACAGCCAACAGACCCAUGGGUGCUGGCGAGGCCCUGCGGAGAGUGCUGGAGUGCCUGGCGUCGGGCAUCGUGAUGCCAGAUGGUUCUGGCAUUUAUGACCCUUGUGAAAAAGAAGCCACUGAUGCUAUUGGGCAUCUAGACAGACAGCAACGGGAAGAUAUCACACAGAGUGCGCAGCAUGCUCUGCGACUUGCUGCAUUUGGACAGCUGCAUAAAGUCCUGGGUAUGGACCCUCUGCCUUCUAAGAUGCCCAAGAAACCAAAGAAUGAAAACCCAGUGGACUACACGGUUCAAAUCCCCCCCAGUACCACCUACGCCAUUACGCCAAUGAAACGCCCAAUGGAGGAGGAUGGAGAGGAAAAGUCUCCCAGCAAAAAGAAGAAGAAGAUUCAGAAGAAAGAGGAGAAGGCAGAGCCUCCCCAGGCUAUGAAUGCCCUGAUGAGGCUGAACCAGCUGAAGCCCGGGCUGCAGUAUAAACUGGUUUCCCAGGCGGGGCCGGUCCAUGCCCCCAUCUUCACCAUGUCUGUGGAAGUAGAUGGCAGCUCAUUCGAGGCCUCCGGACCAUCCAAAAAGACUGCCAAGCUGCAUGUGGCUGUUAAGGUGUUACAGGAUAUGGGCUUGCCUACCGGUGCUGAAGGCAGAGACUCCAGUAAGGGGGAGGACUCGGCUGAGGAAACUGAGGCCAAGCCAGCUGUCAUGGCUCCUCCACCUGUGGUAGAAGCCGCUUCGACCCCCACUGCUGCCUUUACUGCGGAUCCCACUACCGAGCAGGGGCCGAUUCUGACCAAGCAUGGCAAGAACCCCGUCAUGGAACUUAAUGAGAAGAGGCGUGGCCUCAAGUAUGAGCUCAUCUCAGAGACUGGUGGCAGCCAUGACAAGCGCUUUGUGAUGGAGGUCGAGGUAGAUGGACAGAAGUUUCAAGGUGCUGGCUCAAAUAAAAAGGUGGCAAAAGCACAUGCUGCCCUUGCUGCGCUAGAAAAGCUAUUCCCUGAUGCCCCUCUCUCCCUGGAAGCCAAUAAGAAGAAGAGAGCACCUGUGCCUGUCAGAGGUGGACUGAAAUUUGCUGCUAAGCCACAUAACCCUGGUUUUGGCAUGGGAGGCCCCAUGCACAACGAAGUGCCCCCACCCCCAAACCUUCGAGGGCGGGGAAGAGGAGGGAGCAUCCGUGGUCGGGGUAGAGGAAGAGGAUUUGGUGGCGCCAACCAUGGAAACUACAUGAAUGCUGGCGCUGGGUAUGGCAGCUAUGGGUAUGGAGGCAACUCGGCAACAGCUGGCUACAGUCAGUUCUACAGCAAUGGAGGGCAUUCUGGGAAUGCUGGCAGUGGCGGCGGCGGGGGCGGUGGUGGCUCCUCCGGCUACGGCUCCUACUACCAAGGUGACAACUACAGCUCCCCAGUGCCCCCGAAACAUGCCGGGAAGAAACAGCCACACGGGGGCCAGCAGAAACCCUCCUACGGCUCAGGCUACCAGCCCCACCCAGGCCAGCAGCAGUCCUACAACCAGAGCCAGUACAGCAACUAUGGCCCCCCACAGGGCAAGCAGAAAGGCUAUAGUCACGGCCAAGGCAACUACUACUCCAACUCCUACAGCUCCCCCGGGGGCGGGGGCGGCUCCGACUACAGCUACGAGAGCAAAUUCAACUACAGUGGUAGCGGAGGCCGAAGCGGCGGGAACAGCUACGGCUCAGGCGGGUCGUCGUACAACCCAGGGUCACAUGGGGGCUACGGAGGAGGUUCUGGGGGCGGCUCCUCGUACCAAGGCAAACAAGGAGGCUACUCAUCACAAUCGAACUACAACUCCCCGGGGUCCAGCCAGAAUUACUGCGGCCCUCCCAGCUCGUACCAGUCAUCACAGGGAGGCUACGGCAGGAACGCAGACCACAGCAUGAACUACCAGUACAGAUAAAGCCCUGAGGGUGAAGAUUUGUACCUUCUGCACUUACCCCUCCUCGUUACCCUGGCACUGUUCACAGCCUAAGCUCUUUGUCCUCCCAUGCUUGUUAACCAUGGCUACUGGGAGAAGUGCAACCCAUUCUUGAUGCAGGAUCACUCAGCCGAGGCAGAAACUCCAGUGUGCCUUCAAAGGAUGAAGACUUGCUUUCUUGGAGAGGUGAUAAAAGGUAUUCUGCACUAAAAAAGAAAACAUUGGAAAAUGUUUGCCCUCUGCUGCAGCAGAGGAGGUCCUAGAUACCAAGUGAUCCAGGUCGGGGAGAGGGGCCCUGUGAAAUCCAUUCAAGAGGUGGCCAACAGUGUGAACAUUUUGGUCAGCCUGAGGUGCCUAAAGUAUGUGUACAAGAGGCUUGAGGGUGGAUAUCCACCCCAGCUCCUCUCCCAGACGUGUGCAGGGGCUGGGAAAAGACCCAUGUGACAUCAUUGGGACCUUGUGUUUGUGAUGACAGGAUACAGGCUUUGAACAGAGUCUACAUCACUCAGAAAUCCUAAGGGAGGAACCCCUUGGCCCCAACUGCCAAAUGCCUUCGAACUCUGGACCUUUCUUGUCAACACAGGUCUCCUCACAUCAGUUUCCCAGAGACCACUACCAUAUUCCAAUGUAUGAAUAUGAGUCUAUGUCUCAGAUCUUCCUCUUUGUUACAAAGACACAAAUCAUUGGAAUUAGGGCCCACUCUAGUCCAGGAUGAUGAUAUUUCAAGAUCCUUAUAUCUACAGAGACCCUGUAACUACAGUCAGUCACAUUCACAGGCAUCAAUGGUUAGGAUGUGGACAUAUCUUUUGGGAGACACUUUUCAGCCCACAAUAGGGUUGGAUGAAGGUUUCACUCACUGGGCUGCUGGCACAACCCUGGGAGCUUCAGCUACAGCCAGGAUCACCAUGGUCAGGUCUGGACAACACUGAGCCAGCAGCAGCAUUGCAACAGUGGUGGGUAUCUGUCCUGAGGGGACAGCUCAUGAGUCUAGAUCCCUUGGCACCUUAGUGCUACUUGGGGACCUCAUUGGUGCUGAUAGCCCGGUGAUGCCUGAGGCCAACUGCAAUAUCCCAGCCCUCAGGACCUGCUAUUCCAGGAGGCUGGGCUCAGGAAGAUGUGAACCCACCUUGAGCGUGAAGGCCUUGCUGGGGCAUCACCCACUCAAAGCUGACCAAGGCCUUCCCAGGCCUGUUACCCUCCAAGCCCAGGAAGCCAGCCUAGAGAAGGCCCUCACUGAGCUGCUGCUCCAACUCAUCAGCCAGGGCCAUAGUGGGCAACAGAGCUGGCCUAUGGGGGAGAUGCUUUGACCCAUAUAUUGCUGGAGGACAGUGUCAUCUUUCAGUCACCAGCAAAGAUCACCAGGAACAUGAGCAGGAAGGACCAGCUACCCACAUGCUUACUCAGCGAGUUGGUCAGACGGUGCUUGGUGAAUAGGCUGGGGGGUGUCAGUGCUCUGGGACUGGACACAACACUCCAGAGGGCUCAGGAAAGGAGACCAAACCACUGGUGGGACAGAUAGACACGGGCAUGGUGGGCCAAUGUGUUUUCAGGGGGGGCGGGGAGGCAGGCCCUUUCCAGAAUUUUGGACUGAUGGCACGGGGGUUAGUGGGGAUUGGUGACUUGGGACCAAAGGGGACCUCUGAGUAGUAAUAGGAUACAGAUCCAGGAUUCUACCUCUCUAGAUUGGCAGUCACUGGGCCUCAUGUCCCUCUGGGCUAGGUUCCAGUCUGACCUGGAAGUUACCACCUAGCUGCCCAACUACCCUGGCAGAGCAUUCGUCUCCCUUAGCCUGUUGACCAUUCUUGUGUGGUCAGCAGGGCCUGCUCUGCCCCUGAGGCCUGGCCCUGUACAGCUGGGCUGUCAGCUGAGAUUCAGUCUGUGUGCUCUUUGCUGCAAGCCUUUUUGGCCCAGAUGCUUAUUCUAACCCAUUCCAGAAUAAAUGGAAACUUCCUGUGUUCAUUGUUUGAUUCA